AUGGCGGAGGACGAAAUCGGGGUGGGUGGCGGGGGCCCCGACAGUUCGCUCGCGACCGUGCGGACGAACCGCAAUGUAGUUUCAUCCAACAGUUGCAGAACAAGCCACAAACUGUUUUCAACUUUUUCAAAAGUUGUUAAAAAAUUAUCGGGUGCCCCAGCAGACGCGUCCCAGGCUGGCAGUUCAGGUGAACAAGCCAAAGAGCCGGAACCCUCACGCAACGAACCGUUGGGUCGGCGACUCGGCUCCGGCAUGGCGGGCAUCAUAUCCAAGCUGAAGAGUGUGAGCACCCAGAACCCGCCGCAGCUGGAGAGCAACCCGAUCAUGCAAUACUUCGAGAUCGGCAAGGAGAGCAGCAACGCGGGCCCGGGGCUCGUCUGGCGCGUCCACGACGCCUACAGGAAAAGUGACGGGAAGGAAUGCUCAGUAUUCAUAUUCGACAAACGGAUCGCCGAGAAACUGUACAAGCCCAAACGCAAGGAAAGCAUGCUCGACCGCCUCCGAGCAUGCGUAGCCCUGCUUGAAAAGCUACGUCACCCGAAGAUGUUGCAAAUAAUCCACUCGCUAGAAGAGGGCCACAACACCAUCGCCUUCGCCUCCGAACACGUACUUGCCAGCCUGCACAACAUACUCGCUUGGCAUGAGUCGACGCCGGUGGUGCCGGGCGCGCAGCCGCCGGUGCUGCCGCACCCGCUGUCGCUCGGCCCGCCGGGCAUGCAGAACCCCCAGGUGAACGCCACCCCGCAGCGACCGCCCUACGCCAAGGAAUACUUCUUUUUGGACAUCGAGCUUCGGUACGGAUUACUACAGAUCAUCGAGGCGCUACACUACCUGCACUACACGGCGCGCCAGAUCCACCGCAACGUGUGCCCACAAGUGAUCAUCGUUACAAGGCGCGGCACGUGGAAACUUUUUGGCUUAGAGUUUAUUGAAAACAUUCUUGGAGAUGACCCCACGGAGAUGCUAACAGUUGCACCAUGGUCUAUCAAAGUAGCUAAAAUUGCCCAGCCAAAUCUUGACUAUUUGGCUCCAGAAGUGCAGACGAACGGCAACUGCAACAUCUUGUCGGACAUGUUCUCGCUGGGGCUGGUGAUCUGCGCAGUGUUCAACUCAGGAAAACCUCUUAUUCAAGCAAACAACAACCCCAUGCUUUACGUUAAGCAAAUCGAAUUCCUGGACGAGCAAGUGAGCGCCGUGCUGCCGCGGGUGCCCGCCGCGCUGCAGGAGGCGGUGCAGCGGCUGCUCUCCCGCGACCCGCACCCGCGCCCCUCAACGCAGCUGCUACCACUUAUCAAAUAUUUCAACGAACCCGCUAUCCAAGCUAUGCAGUUCCUUGACGUGAUCACAAUGAAGGACCCCAACUCCAAAAGUAACUUCUACAGGCAAACUCUCAUCGACGCGCUUCCAUACAUUCCAAAGAAACUGCGCUGGCAGCUGGUGUGGCCGGCGCUGCAGCUGGAGGUGCGCACGGCCGAGGUGCUGGCGGCCGUGCUGCAGCCGAUCAUCUGGCUCACCAACGAGGCCACCCCUGACGAGUUCAGUCACUACGUCCUUCCCACCCUCAAGAACCUGAUGAAUUCCCCGAAGAGCGUUCAGGCCUCUGUCACGGUCUUAGAGAAUUUGCACAUAAUUUUAAAGAAAUGUAAAAAGGAUGAAGUAAACAAUGAGAUAAUGCCAAUGCUUUACACGGCUUUGGAUAACAACACUAAUCAAAUACAGACUUCAUCUCUGAUUGCAAUGCAGAAUGUAUCCGAUUACAUCGAGGAUAAAGCACUUCAUGGAAUUGUUUUGGGGAAGGUUAAAGUGCUAUUGGAAAAAAAUCAAAGUGAUGUUAAAAUAAUUAGCCUAAUUCUGGGCUUUUAUGAAAAAAUAUUAGUUAGAUUGGAAAGAAAUCAUAUUCUCGAACAAGUGAUACCCACUCUUUUGAGCAUGAGGUUGAGCGAUCCAGACAUUAUCAACCGCGUUGUCCGGCUUUACAAGUCAAUGCUAUUGGAGAGGAAAUUUGGCUUAACAACGAACGUUAUGGCAACAAAGAUGAUACCGUCACUCGCACCGCAAACCGUCAAUCCAGCUCUGAACGUUGAUCAAUUCACUAACCUAAUGGAGAUUCUGUAUGAUAUGCUGGACAACAUUGACAAGAACCAGCGCUACAAGCUAAAGCUGGACAGCUUGACUUUGCCAAGUCCCGAGCGGCAUCGUCCUUUGCGGCACCAGAUGAGCACCGACAAUAUGAACGUGCCACCCUUCAACAUCCCCAACCUGCGCGUCGAACAGCGCAAAACCUCCAGUGCCGAGGACAUGGCACGCAAAAACUCUAUCGGCGGACAGAGCAUUGGGCAAUGGUUCUUUGGAUCGAGCAACUCCACAGCCGGUGAUAACAACUUUUUACGUGUGGCCAGCGCAUUUCCUAACCGUCGCCUCUCUGAUAACACUCUAAUGACCCCCAAAAUUCGUAUAGCUCCCUCUUGCGCAUCGUCCCCUGGUGGCACUCCAGGAGGUAACUCAGGAUUGCCCACAAGACGCCAUUCCAGUAUUGGCCCUCAAGAACGUCGUGGGUCAGCGGUUAAUUUGUCACCACCUACCGGUUACCAGUACAGAGGUCGAGGCGGCUCGGGCUCGAGUCUGUCCGUCCCGUCGGCGUCACAAUGCGUCCUUGCACGGAGCAUGAUCGGCGGAUCAAUGCCGAAUACGUCGUCCAGCGUGCCCUUCCUGCUGACGUCGUCGAUGCAGUCGAUCCGGUCGCGGCGGCCAUCGGCGUGCCUGAGUGGCUCGCAGGGCUCCGGCAUCUUGCAGCAGCUCAGCAGCGGCAUGGUAAGGCACUUGCCCGUCGGCUCUUCGAGUUCUGUACACAACAAGUUGCCCACUCAGUGGAGUGCGCUACAAGGCGCGACCAGUGCCGGAUACAACGCGCUGCAGCAUACGGCCAUCGCUGUGAGGAAAUGUCCGUCGCUCAAUAUUACACUGACUCGUUAAAAUCGUCAGUACCGACUAAUGUUAACUCGGCACUUCCGAAGA
Molecule: messenger RNA, 3015 nt
Organism: Leguminivora glycinivorella
Lineage: Eukaryota; Metazoa; Arthropoda; Insecta; Lepidoptera; Tortricidae
Gene: bma
Product: SCY1-like protein 2
Exons: 19
Coding region: 1-2973 (990 amino acids)
Biological process (GO): protein phosphorylation
Molecular function (GO): ATP binding; protein kinase activity
Source: RefSeq, a predicted model, not a curated record